CAGGACACCCGAUCAUAUCCGGUAGCGAGGCGCGCCUGUACUGUCUUACCGCGGUUGAAGAAAAUUCAGUCGAGCUCUUCUCUGCCUGGAAACGAGUUGGUUGUUCAACGUUAAGAACUUAAGUGUUGGAAUUUGGUACUGGUCAGUAUCUACAUGGCUGUUAGAAGGGGACACAUAAGAUACCUGAAGGUCUGUGAGGUUCAGAGCCAGGGUAAUGACAGAGACUCACAGCAGCAUAGCAAGAGUGCCAGCUCAAUGAAGCAGGAGGUUUACGACAUGCCUAAUGGUUACGAGGACCAUAUGGAAGAUGAGCCAAAAGAUGCCAAAACAAACCUCAUAGUCAAUUACCUGCCGCAGAACAUGUCGCAAGAUGAGCUGCGCAGUCUGUUCAGCAGCAUUGGCGAGGUGGAGUCAGCCAAACUUAUUCGGGACAAAAUGGGAGGCCACAGUUUAGGGUACGGAUUUGUUAACUAUGUUAACCCUAGUGAUGCAGAAAGGGCAAUCAGUACUCUCAAUGGGCUGAGACUACAGUCUAAAACUAUCAAGGUCUCUUAUGCCAGGCCAAGCUCUGACGCGAUCAAAGAUGCCAAUCUUUACAUUAGUGGUUUGCCCAAGACCAUGACGCAGAAAGACGUGGAAGACAUGUUUACUCGCUUUGGACGCAUCAUAAACUCGAGGGUACUUGUUGAUCAGGCUUCGGGCUUGUCACGUGGUGUUGCCUUCAUUCGGUUUGAUAAGAGGGCUGAAGCAGAAGAUGCCAUCAAAAGUCUCAAUGGUCAGAAACCCCCUGGAGCCUCUGAACCAAUCACAGUGAAGUUUGCAGCAAACCCAAAUCAGGCAAAGAACACUCAGCUGCUGUCCCAGCUCUACCAUACUCAGUCUCGGCGCUUCGGAGGCCCUGUUCAUCACCAGGCUCAGAGGUUCAGGUUUUCACCAAUGAGUGUAGAUCAUAUGAGUGGUAUGUCUGGCAUGAGCACACCUGGCAACUCCACCUCUGGCUGGUGCAUUUUUGUCUACAACUUGGGCCAAGAUGCAGAUGAGGGCAUUCUGUGGCAGAUGUUUGGCCCAUUUGGUGCCGUCACCAAUGUCAAAGUCAUUCGUGACUUUAACACCAACAAAUGCAAAGGGUUUGGGUUUGUUACCAUGACAAACUAUGAAGAGGCAGCCAUGGCCAUAGCCAGUCUCAACGGAUACCGCCUGGGGGACAAGAUCCUGCAAGUGUCGUUCAAAACCAGCAAGUCUCACAAGUAAAAGGACAAAAGUAUUACUUUUGAGUUCUGAGAACUUGUAUAUUUUUUUUUUUCUGUUUCUUCCCCUCCCCAGCAUCCAACCUAACUUCUGUAAGUGUUGAAACAGUGUCUCCAUAAAAGUACUUGUGUAUUUUUGAUGUUUAAGUAAGUAGGUAAAUAGUGUUGUCUCUCUUUGGGAUUAAACAGACCAUUUGAAAGGAGUGGAUGAUAUGGCCUAGAAAUGAUUACAGUAUGGUUAAAAGGUUUUUCACAGUGGUUUCACAGUAUGCGUAAUAUUGUGGAAAAGACCUGAAGACUAGAGCUCAUCAUUUGGGUCUCUAAUGGUGUAGGUGUAUGUAGCUGGCCUUGUCUUGCCAAGACCUGGCUAAUAGUCAUGGUAAUUUAAUUACUCUGAUGCUAUGGAGCAUCAAAGACCAAGAAUAGACUUUAUAAAGGCUGUAUCACAAAUUUGUAAUAUUAAAAACCCCAUAUAAUAUCAGACAUCAUUGCUGUGUGUUUUGUUGCUGUUCCCUAUUUGUUGCGGUAUCAAGUUUCCAGUG
Colossoma macropomum (tambaqui) is the source of this 1789-nucleotide messenger RNA. RefSeq names its product ELAV like RNA binding protein 1b (gene elavl1b). Gene Ontology annotation, molecular function: RNA binding. NCBI's taxonomy places the organism in Eukaryota, Metazoa, Chordata, Actinopteri, Characiformes, Serrasalmidae. The transcript is spliced from 8 exons. The record is from RefSeq and is a predicted model, not a curated record. Bases 154 to 1251 code for a protein of 365 amino acids. Gene Ontology annotation, cellular component: ribonucleoprotein complex.